AUGGCUAAUCAAAAACGGGAGCACAAGAUUGUGACUCGUUGUGGUUGCCUUGCCGAGAUGAGGAUAAAGAGAAAUGAUGGGAGUGGCAAAUGGUACGUGUCUCGGUUUGUGGAUGAGCAUAUUCAUGAACUCGCAUCUGGCAAGUUCGUUGAUUACUUGAGGUCACACAGGCGGAUAUCUGAAGUAGAGAUUGCACAAAUGACUAGCUUGAUGGAGGUUGGUAUCAACAUUCCUAAAAUAUAUGAAUCCUUCGCGGCACAGGUUGGGGGUUUUAACCUUGUGACAUUCACAAAGCAAGACAUGUAUAAUGAGGUGAGGCAACAAAGAGGAAUGCAAAAUGGAGAGGUAAGCGCUGCAAUUCGAUACUUGGAAGGUGUUUCCCGUGUAGACAACAGAAUGUUUUGGAGGUACAAGGUUGGGUCUGAAAACAAUCUUUGUGACCUAUUUUGGAGUGAUGGGCGCAGUCAUUUUGACUAUGCAAUAUUUGGAGAUGUUCUUGCCUUCGAUGCUAAUUACGGCCGAAACAAGUACAAUUUGCCUGUUGUUGUGUUCUCGGGAGUUAACCACCACAACCAAACAUGUGUCUUUGGAUGUGCAAUGGUCUGUGCGAAACGCAAGAGUCCUACAUCUGGGUUAUGCAACAGUUUUUGGAAUGCAUGGAAAGAAAGGCCCCUAAGGCAGUCAUCACAGAUGGAGAUACCUCGAUGCGAAAUGUUAUACGUCAUGUAUUUCUUGAAACCCAUCACAGGCUAUGUGCUUGGCAUUUGCUUCCUAUUUAGACACUGCAUGCUUGCGGACAUAGAAGUUGACGAGUUCGAGGCGCAAUGGGAGGCAAUGCUGGAUGAGUGUGGGGUUCGUGAAGUCGAAUGGGUGAAGGAUUUGUACCGCAAAAAAACCGAUGGGUGGACAAAGUAUACACGGGAGAUAUUUUGGAGAUUUUGUGAAACUCUUAAAAGGUGCGUUCGAAUUCACAUAUGCGGAUGCAAAGAAAAUGUUGAGGGUGAAGUAUAUGUUGUUCAAAAAUAUCACAGGCCGAAAAAGAAGUGGGAGGUUUCGAGGCAAAAUGUGGGUAAUAAAUUCAGUUGCACCUGCCUGAGAAUGGAAUCAUUCGGACUGCCUUGUGUCCACAUACUAGCUGUGUUGGUGCGCUUGGAUUAUACUAUCAUUCCCAAUAUGCUUGUGCUCCGCAGAUGGUCGAAGACAGCAAAGUUGCACUAUGGCUUAAAUUGCACUGGAAAUGAAACACAGGAGCAAACAACAACAUAUAGGUCCCGGUUGGGAGCUUUUGCUCACCUAUGCACAGACUAG
Molecule: messenger RNA, 1308 nt
Organism: Arachis duranensis
Lineage: Eukaryota; Viridiplantae; Streptophyta; Magnoliopsida; Fabales; Fabaceae
Product: protein FAR1-RELATED SEQUENCE 5-like
Exons: 3
Coding region: 1-1308 (435 amino acids)
Biological process (GO): regulation of DNA-templated transcription
Molecular function (GO): zinc ion binding
Source: RefSeq, a predicted model, not a curated record